Messenger RNA from Paramecium tetraurelia, 1731 nucleotides. RefSeq lists its product as uncharacterized. The record is from RefSeq and is a predicted model, not a curated record. NCBI's taxonomy places the organism in Eukaryota, Ciliophora, Oligohymenophorea, Peniculida, Parameciidae. The transcript is spliced from 2 exons.
AUGCAUAAACUUACAAGAUUUAAUAGUUUUAUCCAUCAUUUCAAAUGCAUCAGAAACAUGAAGAUGUAAACUCAAACGUUUAUACUACAGUCCUUCAUUUUUGUUUUAGUUUUUCUCAUCGUAAUAACUUCUCAAAUGAUUAACAAAAGUAUGAUGGAUGAUAUGAUUUAAAAGUUAACCAAGGAAAUAGAAAUACAAACCAAUUUAAAACAGAUAAAUAUUUAAUCUCAGUUUAUCAAAUAUUAAGCUCAUUACCCUUUGGAAUAAGGAUUCAAAUUUCUUGAAAGCUUUAACAAAUUGAAUUCAAUGUUCUUGAAAGACUAACAAACAUCAAUUAACAAAUUGCUUUAGUGUUUAUAUGUUGAAGAAAACUUUGAUUUUUAUUCAAAGAUGCCUUUAUUUUGUUAUAAAUUCACAAAGACCAAUAUAAUCACUUCAAAUGAAUCAUUAAUAAAUCAUAUCGUCGGGUAUCAAGCUUUAUUGAAUUCAAUAUUUUUGCCUAUUUCAAUAUCACAAUUUCAGAAAACGAUGUUUUUUACCUUCAUUUCUGAUGAGGAAUAUUUUGCUAUUCUUCCACCAAAGAUUGUUCCGGACAUUUACCUACCAUCAAAAAGACCAUGGUAUUAGGAAUAAAUAUAGAAAGUAUAACAAACAAAACAGAAUGAUGUUAUUGUGAUUUCUAGCAUUUAUUAAGAUUUUGAAACUUAAAAAUAUGAAUUCACUUUAACGAAAGGGAUGACUGAUCAAGAAGAGAAUUUCAGUGGGAUAUUUGGAAUUGAUCAAACUCUGGAACAUUACAAAGAACUUUUGUAAUAUGAGGAUUUGAAUAUUAUUUUAGUUGAUCUCAAAGGCAGAAUGCUAUUGUCUAAUUUAUAGAUUCAAUAAGAAAUUGAUUUAUCAAAAGAGAAGAAAUACAUAUAUGAAAUUGGAACAACUGGAUUUGAUGAGAGUGAUUGGAACCAAAUUGUGAAUGAGGCCAAUAAAUAAGGCUAAGGCACCAUUGAAUGUAGUGAAAAAGAUGUCAAACAAUUUUGCAGAUAUAAUACAUUCUUUAAGUAAGAUCUGAUUAUUAUUGUGAUAAACAUAUAAAGUCAAUUCUAUCUGCUUGUGUAAAGUAUCAGUUUGGCUCACAUUACUAAGGAUGUAACCAGAGCCAAAGAAUUGCAGGAUUAAAUAAUGUCUUAAAUAACAUAAUUUCUCUAUUAUUGCAUCAUUGUGGCUGUUGUGCUAUUGCUUCUCUCAAUAAUUAUAAUCCCAAUCUUUUUUAGACCAUUAAAAAACAUCUAAAAUAUAAUCAAGACAUAAAUGAUCUAAAAAUUCACAAUUCAUUACGAUCAUUUCUUUUUUAGUAAUAGGAAAAAGAAUUAGUUGGCUUUCUUUUAAGAUAGUUUCAAUGUCUUUAAACAGAAAUUAUUAGAUUUUACGUAGAGCAAAUCACAAGAUUGUUACAUCAUUGAGAACUUCAAGUAUCCUCGACAGUAGUAGAUCAUCAUAGCAGAAUUAACUUCUUUUAUUAAAUUCCAAACAUUUGUAUAUAUUUAUUAUCCUAUCUAGAAGAAGGAUAAAAUAGAGAACUUGCCAAACCAAAACCACCAGCCUGAAUAAUCGCCAAAGCUAUUCUGUGAUACCUUUCUUAAUUAUAGCUAGGACAAUUAAAAGAGUGUGAUUCAAUUGUCUCCAAGAGAUAUAACAUUUCGUAUUGAAUUAUAACAACACAACAACUAAACUUGA